AUGGCGUCCCACGAGACUUGGUCAAUGUGUAUAGCUGACAACAGGACAGCACUUCAAAUCUCCAUCGCUCUUCUUCCUUCGUUUCCGCCACGAUUUGUCUUCCUCGUUGACGCCCCUCGUUUCUAUUCUACCCUUCUCCCCUUUGUGACAAACAACGAAGCUCCGAUGGAGAGAAACCACCCUCAUCUCCCUCAAAAAUGCAGCAGCUUCGCCUCCAUCGGCGACGAGAAGCACCGCGAGAUGGACCGCAACCUCUCCUUGGGCAAUAUCAAACUGGUGUAUGGCCACGAGAAGAAGGAGAGGCAAGCGGGGGACACGAUUCGAGAGGAGGGCGAGGGAGAGGAGGCAACAGAGAAUUCGAACGCGGAGCAAACCGGAGCCAGCCUCAGCGCCAUCUCCGACGAUAUCGACAAGUUCAUCGCCCUUCUUCUCUCCGUCGACGAAGGCGGAGAGAGGCCGGAGAUCCCUGAGUCUACCAUCAACAAAUUUGUGGAGUUGGUGGAGAAGGAGAUAGCCAAGUACGAGUCCGGCGAGGCGAAGUGGACUGGCGAGGAGGAGGAGGAGGAGGAACCGUCGCUUCUCCAUGCGAUUGAGAGGGUAUAUAAGCUGACGGAGGCGGCGAGCAGCUUCUCGUCGGAGACCAAUUACUUCCAAACAAUGAACCGUGCCGGUGUCCUGCUUCACCAAGCAAUGUGCCUGCUCGAGGACGAGUUCUACGCUCUGCUUCAGGAUCCACACGCAAGUAAGCCUGAUCCCGGGAGCUGCAGCACGAAGGUGAAAGGCCCGAUCUCGUCUGCUCAAGUCCAUGACUCUCCGGAACCCACUGCCUGCGAGUCGCCACUGCCGUACCCACCGGAGACAGUGCAGCGGCUGCGUAUGAUCGCGCGCGCUAUGGUCGGCGCGGGCUACUCGAUCGAGUGCUGCCAGGUGUUCGCAAUGGCGCGGCGCAACGCCUUCGACGCGGCUUUGCCGAGGCUCGGCUUGGAAAGGGUUAGCAUCGAGGACGUGUCAAAGAUGGCAUGGGAGUCGCUCGAGGGCGACGUAGGGUCGUGGAUCAAGGCCUUCCAGCACGCCACGACGGCCGUCUUUCCCGCUGAGCACGCUCUCUGCGAGGCCGUCUUCGCCGGCCAUCGCGACGUAUCCGAUCGCUUGUUCUGUGCCUUCGCGCGCGCUGCCUUCAUCCAGCUGCUCACCUUCCCGGAGGCCGUCUCCAUGACCAAGCGCUCCGCCGAGAAGCUCUUCAAGGUGCUUGACAUCUACGAGACGCUGCGAGAUGCGGCGCCGAGCGUGGAUGCUCUGCUUCCCAACGCGCCGGAAGCAGGGCGAGACCAGGGCUCCUGCGCGGAAUGGAUCACUGGUCCCAAGACGGAGAUCAUGGCGGUAAAGUGCCGAAUAGGGGAGGCAGCGGCCGCCAUCUUCUGCGACCUGGAGAGCAGCAUCAAGGCGGACAACAACAAGAUGCCGGUGCCGGGAGGCGCCGUGCAUCCGCUCACCCGCUACGUGAUGAACUACCUAAAGUACGCAUGCGAAUACAGGGCAACGCUGGAGCAAGUGUUUAGAGAGCACAAAAAGUCGGAUAAUUCGUCGGCCUACGACGAAGAAUGCAGCAGAAAUGGCGCCGCCGAGAACGAGGAGACUUUUUCGGUGCAGCUGUUGGAAGUGAUGAACCUACUGCACUCGAACCUAGAGGCAAAGUCGAGACUGUACAAAGACCUGGCGCUUUGCAACAUCUUCAUGAUGAACAACGGGCGGUACGUGGCGAAAAAGGUCAAAGGAUCGCCGGAGAUCCACCAGAUAUUAGGGGAAAACUGGUACCGGCGGCGAUCGUCAGAACUCCGGCAAUACCACAAGAACUAUCAGCGGGAGACGUGGUCGCGGGUGCUGACGUCCCUUCGAGACGAAGGGCUGACGACGCAUGGUAGGAGCGGCAGCGGGGUGGCGAAGCCGGUGCUGAAGGAGCGGUUCAAGAGCUUCAACGCCAUGAUCGACGAGAUUCAUAAGACGCAGAGCGCGUGGGUGGUGAGCGACGAGCAGAUGCAGUCGGAGCUCCGCGUGUCGGUGUCGGCGGUGAUCGUGCCGGCCUACCGCUCCUUCCUCGGCCGCUUCUCGCAGCACCUCGAUCCUGGAAGGCAGACCGAGAAGUACAUCAAGUUCGCGCCAGAUGACCUCGAGAGCCUGAUUGAUGGGCUGUUCGAGGGUAACCAAUCGGCCACGCCCAGCAAACGGAGAUCGUGAGAUAUCGCCGGCGACGGCAAGAGGAAGAAAGAUGUUAUAACGGCGCCCAUGUUAUAAUCGAUCGAUUGAUUAAUCUAUUUUUUGGGGGGUGCAGUAUCGAAAGUUAUUAAUUCUGUUGUUUCAUUUGUAAUCAAUUAAGAAGCUUU
Molecule: messenger RNA, 2381 nt
Organism: Zingiber officinale
Lineage: Eukaryota; Viridiplantae; Streptophyta; Magnoliopsida; Zingiberales; Zingiberaceae
Product: exocyst complex component EXO70B1-like
Exons: 1
Coding region: 1-2235 (744 amino acids)
Biological process (GO): exocytosis
Cellular component (GO): exocyst
Molecular function (GO): phosphatidylinositol-4,5-bisphosphate binding
Source: RefSeq, a predicted model, not a curated record